Didymodactylos carnosus is the source of this 672-nucleotide messenger RNA. NCBI's taxonomy places the organism in Eukaryota, Metazoa, Rotifera, Eurotatoria, Philodinida, Philodinidae. The record is from the annotation of a GenBank genome assembly.
AUGCGACAUCGCAUUGACUAUGAUGUAGUACAAUCGCACGUGAGAAGGAUUAAAGAAAAAGCACACAAUAAUGAUAAAAGCUAUACGUUGAAAAUAAGAAAUGCAAAUAAAAAUGAAAGAAAUAGAUCACCACAAGUGAGACGUACAUUUAUUACGCAUUUAUGUCAUAUUUUAUUAUUAUGGCUAAAAUUUUCAAUGAUCCAUCUUGACGACAUUAUUAUAUUUUCAAAAUCAUACAAAGAACACAUUGAUCAUUUAAAUCAAGUAUUAAUUCAAUUAGAUGAAAGUAAUCCUCCCAAGUGUGAAGUGGCAAAAACAUUUGAUUUACAUACAAAUCCAGUUAAUCCAAAGGCAACAUGGAGUCUUCAAAAUGCUGUUGCCGUUAUUUUGAACCGUUUUCUGGACAAAUCAUUUACAUUAUCAAGAUGGACAUGUGGCUUAGAUCCCUUGUUGCAUACUUAUAUACAUCCAAAACUCGUUGACCAUACUAUUGUUCGUCAUUUAAAUACCAAUUUACAUCAUCAGGACGUUAAACGGAGAUUACGUCAUUUACAAGUUCCAUAUGUACAUUUUCGUCUAGAUAAACAUCGCAAUCGUGUUGUUAUUGGAUUAAAAACAGAUGCAUUAGUGGCACAGUUUAAUGGAACAAUUAGACAUGAUGCAUUCCAUUAA